GAGGAGAGCUGCUGAUUGACACGGUUGCGAUGGCGACAGCGGCCGGGUCAGCCCCGCUGGAUUCAGCACCGCGGCCGCUCCAACUUCAGCACCAAGGACAGCGACUGUCCGCUGCAGCCCAGCCAGGUUCAGCACCGCGGCCGCUCCAACUUCAGCACCACGGACAGCGACCGCCCGCUGCAGGCGCUCCAACUUCAGCACCAGGGACAGCGGCCACCCGCCCCAACCACACACACUACAUCCUGAUAGUCAUCGGCGAGAUCAGCACAGAUGACCAGCUGCGGGCAGCGAUCCUCCACGUUGAGCAAGGCGUUCGCUCCUGGGAUGUGGACCUGACCUCCUUUGACCUUGACCAGCAGCUGAGGCACUUUGUCACCAGGCAUUCGGCUCAGUUCUCCAGCGAUGUUAGAGGCCAGAAGACCCUCCACCACAGGAGUGAUGAGCUGGAAUCCGUGGUCCUGGUAAACCCCACAGAGCACACUGUCGCCUCUGAGGUUCACGCUCUCGUGACCGACUCGUCCCAGCACAAGCUCCUGAUUCUGUGCGGACAAACGACAGAACACGGAGGAGACCUGAUACUACAGACUGGGACGUACACCUUUCAAAGAUUCGUCGAGACCUUCGCAGACGCUGAGGUGACGGAGCUGUUGAGCAGCGCUGAAGCCGAGUCCAAGGCUUGCAUCACCAUUUGCCACCCUGGCGAGGGGGACUGGAGCAACCUCAAGCAGCACAACCUCCAGGGAUUCAUCCACCUCAAGCUGAACCCAGCAGCCACACUGCCGGAGAUGGAUGGGGUCUCGGAGUUCACCGAGUACCUGACCGAGUCGGUGGAGGUCCCCUCACCCUUCGACCUGCUGGAACCCCCCACCUCGGGCGGCUUCCUCAAGCUGUCCAAGCCAUGCUGCUACAUCUUCCCCGGCGGCAGGGGGGACUCUGCCCUCUUCGCCGUCAACGGCUUCAACAUCCUGGUGGACGGCGGCUCGGAGCGGCGGUCGUGCUUCUGGAAGCUGGUCCGCCACCUGGACAGGAUCGACUCCAUUCUCCUGACGCACAUCGGGGCGGACAACCUGCCCGGCAUUAACGGGCUGCUCCAGAGGAAGAUCGCGGAGCAAGACGAGGAACAGUCGCAAGGCUCCACCACGUACAGCGACUGGAUCAAGAACCUCAUCUCCCCGGAGCUGGGAGUGGUCUUUUUCAACGUGCCCGAGAAACUAAAAAUGCAGGAACCCUCUAUGAAGGUCAAGCGGAGCAUUGAAGAAGCUUGCCUGUCGCUACAGUACUUGACUAAGCUGGGAAUCAAAGCCGAGCCCCUCAACAGAGUUGUCGGGGCUACUAUUGACCCCAUCUCACUCUUCCACAAAAUGGGCGUUGGCCGAUUGGACAUGUACAUCCUCAACCCAGUCAAAGACAGCAAGGAGAUGCAGUUCCUGAUGCAAAAGUGGGCAGGGAACAGCAAAGCCAAGACUGGCAUCCUCCUGCCCAACGGCAAAGAGGGCGAGAUUUCCGUCCCAUAUCUCACGUCCAUCACGGCCCUGGUGGUGUGGCACCCUGCCAACCCUUCCGAGAAGAUAGUCCGGGUCUUGUUCCCGGGCAACGCUCCGCAGAACAAGAUCCUGGAAGGGCUGGAGAAGCUGAAGCACCUGGAUUUCCUCAAGUAUCCUGUGGCCACGCAGAAGGACCUGGCUGGAGGCAUCACCCCGCCCGCGGUGAAGCAGACCAAAGUGCGGCAGAGAACCGACAGCAAGGAGAGCCUCAAGUCCUCGCCCAAGCCCGCCGCUCCCAAGGCAGCGAGGAAGGAGGAGGCAGCUGAAGAAACGACGGCAAAGCACCCGGAGGUUAAGACGGAGCCGUUGAGAGAGAACAAGUUGGAGAAGAAAGAAGAGAAGAAGGCAAAGUCGGAGGUGGAGAAAGCCGCGAUGGACGCCAUUAAAACGGAAAAGAAAAAACUGGCCAAGGAGAAGACAGUGAAGAAGCACGCCAAGGACAAGUUGGCAAAGUCGGAGGAGAAGAAGGACAAGGAGAAAAAAGAGAUCAAAAAAGAAAAGAAGGAGGUGAAGAAAGAGGAUGUGAAAAAAGAAGAGAAAAAGGAGGUUAAGAAAGAUGAGAAGAAGAAAGAGGCCAAGAAGGAAUCGAAGAAGCUGAUCAAAGCGGACUUAAAGCCUUUCACUCCUGAAGUCAGGAAGACUCUACACAAAGCCAAGGCCCCAGGCAAGAAAUCAGACCCGGCCAAAAGCAAAGUGGCUAAAGAGGCUGUGGAGGCAAAGAGUGAACCAAAGCUCGUCAAGAAGGUCCCGACAGAGUCCACCACUGUGCAGUUACAGGAGGAGAGGUCAGUCAUGUCUUCGCCAGAGGAUCUGUCCAAGGACUUUGAGCAGCUGCAGACUGAAGAGGCGGCCAAGGUCACAGAGCCCGCCCAACGUCCCGAGGCAGGGGAGAUCGCCGCGGUGACAGCAGCAGAGGGGAGACCACCGGACCUGCCCGACGUUGGUCCUCACCAGGAGGAGACCCCUGAACCACCCACCUCCGACACCAAACCCUCUCCCGAACCUCCGGGCGAGGGGGUAAUCCCACCAGCCGCGGAGGACAUCCCACCUCUCGAGGUUCUCCAGCCCGAGUCUUCGAUGGAGAAGGUUCUCGAAGACGAGGGUGCUGCGUUGGAGGAGUCUCUGGAAAUGAGUGAGUUGGAAGAAAAGGUGGUGAGGACAGGGAAGGAAGAUGAGGAAGGGUUUGCUCAGGAUGGACUAGAAACCCCACGGGAUGAAGUGGGCGAGGAAUAUCCGUCUGAAGAGCAGGUCGGACUUCCAGAAGGAUCGGAAAAAGAGGUCGGACGGAAGGCAGAAGAGGAGGAAAUGGAGAAAUGUGAGAGAUACAUUGAAUCAAUGGAGACGAGGGAACAGAAUGAGGACAGCGAGGGUGAAGAGGUGGUUGAGAAGGCAGAGCUGGAGGAAACAGUGGAAGGUGUUGAUGAAGAUAAGAAGGUGAAAGCCAAGGAAAAGGAAGACACACUCCACGAUGAGCAAGAAGUCAUUGCGAAACGAGAUGAAGACUUACCUGAGCGCGAUUCGCCCGCAGCUGAGGGGAAGCAAACUCCAACACCGGAUGCCAAAUUGGCGAAGACCAAGGAAGAGCCGAUGCCAACGCCCGUGUUGCCCGCUCCUGGCGCGGUGGGCGAGCCCGUCUCCUACAUCCAGGACGAGACCAUCCCCGGCUAUUCGGAGACGGAGCAAACGAUUUCGGACGAGGAGAUACACGACGAGCAAGAGGACCACAUGUCCCACCUGAAGUACGAGGUGGACACUUACAACAUCUCCGUGCCGGACGACACCAGGUCCUUCGAUGCCGUCCACGGGAUGAAGGAGAUCAGAGCCAUGGCGGCCAAGGGCUUUGUGAGGAUGGAGCCCGAAAUAGUGGUCUACCCCUCGGAGAUGGCGGCGGCUCCGCUCGCUGAGGAGGAGCACAUCUCCUCAGCGGCUUCAAUCACCGAGUGCGAUAAGAUGUCUUCCUUCGCCACCUCCGUGGCCGAGGACCAGUCGGUGGCCUCGGUGACGGCGCCUCAGACCGAGGAGACGGGGAAGAGUUCCCUGAUGCUGGAUACCGUCAACAGCAUGGCUUCCUCCAGGACAGAGGCCACCCAGGGCAGGGAUUACAUCCCGUCCGCGGGCACCAUCUCCCCAACAUCCUCGCUGGAGGAGGACAAGUACUUCAAGUCCCCGCCUUCCGAAGACUUCCGCCCCAUUGCCGAGGCGGUUGCGAAGAUGGGGGAAUGGGAGGAAGAAGAAGAAGAGGAGGAGGAUGAUGAGGACCAGACGCCCAAUGUUGAGAUCCCCACCAAACUCAAAGAACAAUACACAGCCAUGUUCCCAGAAAUGGGCACGCCGGCGCCCUUACUAGCAGCUGAGUUUACCGCUUACGACCAAACCACGGACCUUCAGGGCGUGGACAACAAGCCCAAGCAUUCCUUGCACUUCGAGGAUGACUUGCCGGAUAGCAACGAGAAGUGUAUCAGCCCCGACGAAAGCACGGUGAAAAUGGCCUCGCCAACGCAGUCGGGACCCACCAGCGCCGGGCACACGCCGUUCCACCAAUCGCCCGUCGAGGAGAGGACCGACUCCGUAGAGACGGAACUGGAGGACCAGGCUACACAGGAGGCUUCACUCUUCACCGAGGAGCCACUUCGAAGCGAAGAUUUGUCAAGUUCUGGGCAAAGUCCACUUGGUGAGCUCCCACCCAAGCCUGUCUCCCAGGGCGAACUCGCCCUGCACUCUGACGUCUUCCAGCCUGGCCUGACUUCAAAAGAGGACAUGAUGCACUCUCCGGAGUUCCGAGCGAUAGAGAAGAUGGAGAAAGAUGCACACGAAACGGAACACGCUGCAACUGAGAAGAUGGAGAGGGACAUUCAGGACUGGAAGCCUGCCCUGCCUAAGGCGGAGAUACCCGAGGAGAAAGAGCCUGCCGCUGAAAAGGUUCGGGAAGAGUUCCUCAAGGAGAAAGAGGACAUUGGAAAGAUGGAAAAACCAGCAGAGAAAUCUGCAACUCCUGAAGUCGUCCCAGCAUCUAAACCCACAAAAGAUGAGACGUUGUCUUUGGACGUUCUCAAGCAAGAACCAACAUCUAUCGAAAAGACGGUCAAAGAGGAAGCGUCCACCGUUCCCGAUAAAAUGACGAAAGAAAGUCCGGAGAAACAACCAGCGGCCGCUGAAAUAGUCGAGCAAAAGGCGAUCUCUCCUGACGAGGCAAAGAGCAAGGAGGAAGACCUGGGGAAGAUCUCGCUUGACGUGGGAAAGAGUGAGAAAGUGAGAAGUGAGAAAGACGAUUUGGACAAGAGACCUGGCGACGUUGGAAGCGUUGAACGAGAAAUAUCCGACAAGAAGUCCAUCGACGAUAAUAAAGUCGAGCAGAAAGAAUUGGAGAAGAUCUCUCUCGAUGUUGGAACUGGUGAGAAAGUGGAAUUGAAGCACAAGGCUUUCGAAGAUGAGCACAUGGACAAAGAUUUGCAGAGAAGAGCUGGAGAUACUGACAAAAUUCUUCACGAGGAAUUGGAGAAAAUGUCAACUGAUGUUGGCAAGAGUAAGAAGGAAGAAUUGAAGAAGGAAGAAUCGGAAAAGGAAGUCUCCAUUCACCAUGGAGAGGAGGAUAACGAGGAAUUAAAGUCAACGCCUUUUGCCGUUGAACACCUGGAAAAGAUUGACCAUGAGGUGUCAGAGAAGACAUCUAUGGGUGCUGGAACAUCCAAACCUGAGGAAUUAGGAAAAAUAUCUAUUGAUUUUGGAAAGAGUGAGAAAGAGGAUAUGGAAAAGGCACCUGGAUAUGUCGGAAAGGUUGAACAAGGAAUACAGGAGAAGUCUAUUAAUGACGGUAAAACUGAAGACAAGGAAAUGAAACAGAUGUCCAUGGAUAUCGGAAAGACUGAGAAGACAGAAAAUGGGAAGAAGGAUUUGGAAAAGAUACCUGGAGGUGUUGUGAAGAUUGAAGAAGAGGCAGCAGUGAAGAAGCCUAUUGGUGAUGGAAAGAUAGAAUGUGAAGAGUUAGAGAAGGUUCCUGUGGAUGUUGGCAAGAUGGGGAAAGAGGAUUUGGUAAAGGGAACUGAAGGUGUUGGGACAGUUGCACAAGAGACACCAGUGAAGAAGUCUAGCGAUGAUACUAAGAUGGAAGACAAGCAUUCGGAGAAAAUCUCUUUAGAUGUUGACACGACUGAGAAAGUGGGAAGUGAGAAAGAAGACUUGAAAAAAAGCCCUGGAGUUGUGGAAAAAACUGAACAGGAGGUCAUGGAGAAGAAAACCAUUGGCGAUACUAAGAUCGAACACAAGGCAUUGGAGAAGACCUGUCCGGCUGUUGGAAGGAUUGAACAGGAGGAGCUGGAACAGGAAUCGUUCGAUGUUGACAAGGUAUCGAAACAGGACGUGGUGGCUGAAACGGGAAAGAAAGUUGAGGACGUUGAAAAGAUGGAUAAGGAACUUCCAGAGAAAAAUGCUGAAGGGAAGGAAAAGGGCAUCUUCCCGUCAAAGCCUCCAGAUGUGCUGGAAAGUGGCAUCGUGGCUUCUGGGGAAAUGGGACAAGAUCCAGAAAAGAGACCUGCGGAUGUGGAGAAGACGGAAAAGUUUGUACUGGAAAUUGAACGGACAACCGGAAAAGUGGACAAGGACAUAGAGCAAAAGGUUUCCGUGGAAUCGAAGGACAUGCAAGAGAAACUGCAAUCUAUCACCCAGAAAAUCUCCAGUGGUGAUUCGGAACAGGGCUAUGCAGCAACUGAAGAUGUCCAUUUUACAUGUGGAUACUUGCCAAUUGUUACACCAGGUACAUACCUCAUUGAGAUAGAAGACAAAUUAAAAGAUCAAGCAGAAAAAAUAGCCGAGGCAAUCUAUUCAUCCGAAGAUGAAGAUCUAUCUGAUAUUAUAGAGCUGAUGCCAAUCACAGGGAAGUUCUCAAAGCCAAUAGACGAAGAAGAACUUUCAAAGCAACCGAUCUCUAAAGACAUGACCCCAGCUGACAGUAAGGGCGUGGAGUUAAAAGAGACCAACUUGUUGCCAUCUCUGUAUCCAACGUGCGAGCCUGUGGCAGAUGUUUCCACGGGUGGAAUGACGCCGAAGGAACAAGUAACGGAUGAAGCAGUGCCGGAAGGCAUCGCCGCAAAACUACACACGGGGGAACCCCCACACACCAGCCCCACUGGGGAGCGAGUGUCCCCUUCAGAGACAGAUGUGCGUUCCAGAUGUGCGGUGAUCGCCGACACACAACCUCCGGUCGAUUACAGCAAAUGGGAUCCAUCUUCCUACCAGUAUUACUUGCAAGAGGAUACCAAAGUUACCACUGCUCUGUCCCAAACGCCAUCUCCAGAAGACCUGCCGAGUGAGAUAUUUAUGGCCGAGGAUCGGCUAGCCGGGAGCAAAGACAAGGAGACGGGCAGUGAGGCCAAGUAUUCUUACUACACAGAGGAGUGGAAGGAGUCUACUGGCGGGGCUGACUAUUCUUGGAGCGUUCCUGCCUCCGAUGGUGCCUUUGACAAAGCCUCGGAGUCAAAGCCUUUGGCCGCGACUUCCCCACAUCCAGAGGACUCGUGGACCGCAGCGAAGUCCACGCUCCCUGCCGACACCACCACAGUGGGGACAAUUCUCAGCACAUCCAAAGAAUCAGCUGGAGAGGAGGACGUAAAGAAGUUGGGGGAAAUCCCGAGAGAAGAGGGGAGGACAUCUCAAGAACGUGCGUACCUUCCACCAGAGGGGAGUGUGCCCACUGACGUACUGAGAGAAAGCACGGCCCUGACUUAUGGGAAGGUCUUCACGUCUGAUGAACACAUCUUCAGCCGGUCGACUCCUUCUCCGACCGAAGAACAAGACGUUCCUCUCACUCAGCUGGACUACCACGCUGCGAUCUUCUCCGAGGCUAAGUGGAGCGGCACUGGGCUUCACACCGAGGACUCCCACACCUCCGUGAGGAAAGGAUAUUCCUCGACGGAGGGGUACAAGGACCUCGACGCUGGGAUGAAGGCGUUUACUUGCGCCGAGGUGGACAAGACAAGCACGGUCUCGGGCCUCGAGGACCUCAGCGAGCCACAGAAGGAGGUUGAGCCUCGGGGCUUCCACCACCUAUCGCGGCAGCUGGACUCACCGUUCGAGGUGGCGUGGGAGGCCAAGGAGACCGAGAGAGAACCUUCCCUCCGCAUGUCACCAAUAGAGAAGGAGCCCUCCUGGUCCGGCGCCCAUUGUCCCGAACCCACGACACAUGCGACACCUGCUGAGCAGGAAGCAAGGACAACGGGAUUCUCCGAAUUCCCAGAACCUCCCACGACUCUCCCCCCGACCUACAGAGAUGUCUUGGCCACCUCUACGUGGUCGGACGCCAAGGGCAAGGAGCAUUCUGGAGCGACACUGGAGCACAGCUUGGGCGAAGAUAUCCAGGCAGACUCCCUCAGCCCCGUCUCACCGGAUGGAAGGAAGACGUCGAGUCUCAGCAGCCCCGAGUCCAAAGACAGCCUGUCGCCCUCGCUACCCUACGCGGUGGCACCGCGGCCAGACGCCAACGUGUUUGGGAUCGGCGCGGCCAGGCAGAACGAGCCCGACUCCAACAUCCUGAGCUACUACGAGAAGGAGGUGGAGGAGAGCAGCAGCGACUCGGAGCUGGAGAAAGGCGCCAAGGAAAAGUCGGAGAAGGAAUCACCGGCGGGGCAGUGGGACACGGGGAAAGCUCCGAGCCUCGGAGUGCGAGCGGGAGCAGAGGGGCGAGCACGCACAAUGUCUCCGUGCCCGGAGCAGUGGCUGGAGGAGAGACCUCGGGAGCAGAGCCCGGCCAAAUGGGAGACGGACCACACCUCGCCCGGCCAGGUCGAGCGCGACCUCCCUUGUCCCACUGAUCACAAGGACGUUCUGCACUAUGGACUUGAUUACCCCUGCAGGAGAGAGGAGGAGAUGGCCUCCACCACCGGGGAGAGGUCUACCAUGGGUCAAUUGGGGGGCACUGGGAGAGAGGAGGAGCAGAGACCCAGCAAAGACACGCACCUCGAGGGGCUGGUCAAGCUGCCAUUCCCUGACUCGGACGUCCCGACCCAGGACGUCCCACGAACCACUGCCCAACCAGAGCACAUUGACCACUCCUUCACCACCAAGGAGGCCGAGCCCUCUGGUGCUCAGUUUAAAUACUCUUCCCACAGCGAGGAGAGAACGUUUGCCGCCCCUCUCCCACCCGAGGCCACGGGGGUGAAGGACGAAUAUUUGGAAGUAUCUCAACAAGGGGCACCUACCCCCGGCUCCGCCCACGAACUCACGACCUGCCCGCAAGGAGCAGCGCCCGAUGUCCAGGGUGGUCCGGAGAUCCGACCCGUGGGGCAAGAAGCGGCCGCGGGGACGUUCCCCUCCCUGACCACCGGCCCCCCAGCUGCCGCCCCGGCGCGGAGUCUGGUCGAGGUUUCGCCGCUGGUUCCUGCCGACGAGGCACCGAGCCAGGCAGCCGAGACGGAAGAGCCGGGCCAGGCCCCCGCCGAGCACAGCCCAGGCUACCUUUGCGACAUUGAAGACUCCACCUUGUCCUGCAGGGUCGAGUGUCAAAGGUCGGCCCCCAAACCCGAAGGAGAAGGGACGGGGACAGCUGCCGAGGGGGUGAAGGCGGUAUCGGGGACAGAGGAGCCUCAGGCAUCGGGUGUUGCCGCGGAGACCACACCGGCUGCCCGGCCUUCUUCGAUCUCCUCGUCAGAGCGGGGCUCACCCUGGCCCUCCAAGGACGACCUGUCACCCUCCUUCAUCAACCCCAGCCCCCAGCCGGAGUUGGAAGAGGGGGCGGUGGAAGGGAGCGGCCCCCAGAGCCGACCUCGGGCGCCCAGGCACCCGCGGGGGGCUCAGGACAGCCCACCCACCUCCGGCAGCGAGUCCCCCCCCCUCAACUCUGACUCCGACGUGCCCCCCGAGACAGAGGACUGCCCCUCCAUCACGGCCGAGGCGCCCAUCGACUCGGACGAAGAAGGAGACGUCCUGCCCGUCGACAAGAACAGCGGCCCCGGCCCGGACCCCCUGCCCGCCCCGGCCGCCGACCCCCAGCCGCUCCCCCCUCGCCCAGAUGUCUGCAUGGUGGACCCCGAGGUGCUGGGCCUCGAACCGGUCAAGCCGCUGAAGAAGGAGUUGAAGGACAAGGCCAAGGGCGCCCGCAAAACGGCCAAGUCCAAGGCCGCCUCGCCGGGCCGCAAGCUGGACCCCAAGACCAAGCACCCUGCCAAGCCUGCCUCGCCCAAGGACGCCAGCGAGAGGUCCCCCAAAGCAGCCUCCACCAAGAAGAAGGAGAAGGAGGCAGCGGAGAAACCCAGCCGGGCCUCCAGGGCCAGCGAGACCCAGGCAUCACGGGCCGAGGACAGGGAUGACAUCUCCAGGUCCAGCCAACCCACCCUAGGCAAAGCCCUGGUCAACGGCAUCAAGCCUUCCUCAGCUGGCGGCAGUACGAAGACCAGCUCUGGCGUGCCCGCUGGUCCGCCCGUCUACGUGGAUCUGGCCUACAUCCCCAACCACUGCAGCGGCAAGAACGUGGACCAGGAGUUCUUCAAACGUGUCCGCUCCUCCUACUAUGUGGUGAGCGGCAACGACCCUGGAAGCGGGGAGCCAAGCCGAGCCGUGCUGGACGCGCUGUUGGACGGCAAGUCCCAAUGGGGGAAUAACCUUCAGGUGACGUUAAUACCGACACACGACACGGAGGUCACACGAGAGUGGUACCAGCAGACCCACGAACGGCAGCAGGAGUUAAACAUCAUGGUGCUUGCCAGCAGCAGCACGGUGGUGAUGCAGGAUGAGUCGUUCCCGGCGUGCAAGAUCGAGUUUUGAGUCGCACCCAACCUCUCUCUCUCUCCCGGCCCAACGGAGAAACCCUGCUUCAUCAUUCCGUUCCCACACUAAUUAUUUAUUUUCGUUCAAUUAGGUUAAUUUAAGGCUAGAUUUGCAGCUUACUGCUAAGGAGACAAGUUGACAUAAUGUGAGUGCCGUUGACUCUCUGAGUUCUAGGGGACCAGUUUGGAGACCAAUUUGCUAUUACGAGUGGCCGUUUGCUUGUGAUCCCCCUCGUGUUUGUUGCAGCUUCAGGGCAGUGAAGAUUGGAGUUGGGACAUUCAUGGAGCGGCUGAUUCUGGCUGAUUCCCAGUACAAGGAUUUGUGUCGUUACUUGCUUUGAGGACCGGUGGGUCGGUUUGGCAGCUCCUAACGGUUUUCGCGGUGAAAGGUUUUUUUGUUUUUUUGGUGGGUUUUUUUGCCUCUCGGGGAACCUCGAUGUGAGAACGCCUCUUGCGGAAGAAGUCUUCGUUCUGCCCUGCAUCAGCAGCCUCUGCGGCAGCACUCCCACCUUGCCCACUGCCAGCCCAAAGGCAGAAAGCCAAGAGCAGCCUCAAGCCGAACAACGCUGGAGGAGGGGGGGGGGGGGGCAGUUAACUGGCCUGUCCCUGACCUCUCUCCCCAUCCCGCCCACUCUGCUCUCAGAAAAAAGUUGCCUCAGUGUUAAAUCCAGGGGCGGUGGGUCUUAGAUGGGGUGGGGGGGUCGGUGUUGCAAUGUGGCACCGUUUGGUGUAAGGAUAAAGGGCCGGGCCAUCAGAUAAAACUUGCAUGUUGCUUCCGAGUGCCACAGACUUAACUGCAAGCUGGACAUUUCCUGACUGUGUUUCAAGAGGCAUUUGCUCAUCCUGUUUUCCCAUUGUGCCCGCUAUUACCGUAAAGCAGGAACAUGUCUGAGGUGGCCCAUGGCCAGGAAACAGGUAGUCAGACACGUUAAACAUUUGCCACGGAAUACAAUGCAAACUCGAACAAUAGCGAUCCACUGCAUUUAAAGAGACAGCACCCUAAUGUGUGCCAGUGUAAGUGCACAUCUAAACUAUCCCUGCACAACUACAGAACAUGCGGGAGGGACGGAAAGACCAAUUCACUUUAUUUAUACCUAAACAUUAAUUUAAAUUGUUUAAUGAUAUACUGAGUUGUAUCACAAACUUGUGACGAUCGAAUCUGAAAAGUUAACUUUUAAAGGGGAUGUUUUAAAUUAUUGAACACAGCCUGACAAAGGCAAAGAUAGGAGGCCUGUCUCCUUAAGAAGACAAUGUCUGGUUUAUAUUGAAUUUGAAGUGCACACAAAAAGGUUCUGAUCGCACAGUGCCGUGCUCGUGGCCAUGUUGGUGCGAUGCGUUGUGGAGCAGAAUGAAGGACUUGCGAUGAAGGACUUGGAACACAUUUGUACCGGUCUGCGGUGGGCAGGCGGUCUGGCUGGUGGGAUGUGGAGUCUGCUUCACCCAGGCAGAGCAGACACGUUGCGUAAAGAUGGUGACCUUGCAUCAUUGCAUGCUCUGGUGAGGGGAGGAAGCACUGUCUUCCCAUUACAGUGCAGUCUCCCGCUUAAAACAUCCAUCCAAGCCUCAUGAUGGUUUUAAUGUCCCUUUCUUCAAAUAGAGAUCUGUGGACGUGCUAUUGCUUUGAUUGCAGGGCCCCGUCUUGCCCUGUGGUGAAAUAGAGGGACUGCGCAUUGUUCCACUGUAUGUUUGUGGUCAGCUUAAAGAGAGACCAGGGCUUCCCCCACUUUGAACGUGAGGAGCAGGGGCUGAAGUUGGAUAUUGCCUUUUUUAACAAACCAAAGUGUGCAAGUAGCCUCUCUUAAGCUUAAAUACCAGGUGUGGUUGCCUUAGACAUUAGGAUGAAUGUAGCUAUUUAAUGCACUACUGCUACUACUGCUUCAGCUGCAGCAAUGCAGGGCUGGGACUGGCUUUGUUACGUUAUGUUGCCAAUUUACUGCACAUUAUUGAUAGGCAUGUUGCAGGCGACGCCGAGCUGUCGCAUCAACGUCCAGCGUUUAUAUGUAUUUAUUGCCCUUCUUUAAACUCCCACAAGGUCAACUCUGGCAGUGCGGGGACCAGCUUGGUGUUUGCCAUGUUAGGAUGAGGUUGAAGGGGAUAGUUUCGUUGAGGAGACGGACCAUAGUUGGGGUCAGGAGAUCCCUAGUUCCACGUCCAGUUUCACCUUUCCCUGAGUGCUUGCUUGCUUGCAGUUGCAUUUGGUCAACAUUGGCUUAAUCCCCGAACCUCUAUCCCCCACCUCGUGGGACUCCCGCCGUUGGUUUGUGGGAUUAGAGGAACAAGGGGUGCAUGCACUGCAUGCAUCCUGUCUGCCCGCAGUCCCUGCACUGGUGGCUGCAUUGUGCAGCUCAUCCAUCGCUCCUCCCCAACCAGGAAGAGGAAGCAUCGUCAAUGGAUCAGCCGAUGACUCCAACCAAAUAUAACUGGGUGUGUUCUCCCACCUGCCUGAAGUCCAAGGACUUCAUAGGUCCAGCCUAGAAACCUGAAGGGAAGCCAAACUCCAAGCAGCUUGGAGGAAGAGGCAAGUGAAGGUUGCAAAUAGCCACAGGAAGAGCUAGACGGUACAUUGGUCUUGUCCUGAGCAGGUUUGGCCCCUGCAUAGAAGGGUGGGGAGGGGAGAUAUGGGUUAGUGGGACCAUUCCCUGCCUGUGCUUGUUGGCCUGCUGCAUGCAUAGUGUGCGUGGUGACUGUGUAUAUAUUAAAUGUACGUGCCGUUAGGAAGCACGAUAGGAAGGUUUUGAAGUGACCCAAGCAUUCUAUGCUGAGGUACUUAGAUUCGCUGUAGGCUCUGACUUUAAUAUGUUUGUAGUUUCUGACCUGUUCCCACAAUGGGCCGGCAACAGUAAUGCUGGCUAGAUCUUCCCAUCGGCACAUCUAAAACGAAGCUUACGGAUGGAAUAGGUUGACGUGUCUUUGUGUGUACGGUCAAGUCUUUGCAAGCUGUCAUCCGACGUGCAAUCCGAGUGAGAUAUUUAGAUUAGCAGAAGAAGUGUGUCAAGUUUGUCGUGAUAAGAUUGUCGGGUUAUUAAGGGAUUUGUACAGUAGUCCAAGGAGUGUGUGUGUGAAUGAGAGAACUGAUGCUCCUCCUAGGUCUUCGCCAGGAAGCAUUGGCGCUGUUACUGAAAUGGACAAUGGAUUUUGGAAAAAUUGAUUAGCUGCGAGAGUCCAUGGUACCAGAGAUAGAGAGGACCCCAUGGACAUUUCUCAGCACCCCAAUUCAGGUGGCCACUCAUUGAUAAGGAGUUGGAAUGUUUGUGUUGGCCUAAAUUAGGACAUCUUGAUAGUGUCCUCUGUGAUGUUCAAAGGAAAGACUCUGAACUCUUGAAGUUUUGCCUCUCAUCAUUCCUUCCUCACACGCAUACCUGGACCACGGAAAGGGGGUUAAAUCGAGAUUGCCUGAUCUAGGAGACUUUAAUCUGACGUUCUUCCCCCAUUGACCCAACGACAGAGGCUGACUACUGAUGUAUGCAUGGAGGAGAUCAGAUUUAAAAGAUUGUAUUUAAAGGGAAUAUUGUUCGUGUAGACGUAUUUAUAGGCCACUAGGCACUCCAUCAUUUGGUGUUAUGAGACCAUUUUCCCUCAAAAGGAUCACAUCACGGCUAUCUUUGUUCGAGCUCCAUCCUAACCAGUGCUAUUAUUGCCACAAAUUGAGUGUAUCUGCUCUGAAAAGUUAAAACGAAUUUCCAAAUUUUUAGAAAUUUAAUGUUAUACUUUUUAGUUAAUAGUCUGGAAGUUGAUUGGUCGCAAAAAAAUCAAAGGAGGUGGAGUGCG
Molecule: messenger RNA, 14065 nt
Organism: Amblyraja radiata (thorny skate)
Lineage: Eukaryota; Metazoa; Chordata; Chondrichthyes; Rajiformes; Rajidae
Gene: map1aa
Product: microtubule-associated protein 1Aa
Exons: 7
Coding region: 30-10295 (3421 amino acids)
Biological process (GO): dendrite development; regulation of microtubule depolymerization; microtubule cytoskeleton organization
Cellular component (GO): neuronal cell body; dendrite; microtubule
Molecular function (GO): microtubule binding; actin binding
Source: RefSeq, a predicted model, not a curated record